This is a messenger RNA of Sipha flava (yellow sugarcane aphid), 1030 nucleotides long. Its product is annotated as chorion peroxidase-like. NCBI's taxonomy places the organism in Eukaryota, Metazoa, Arthropoda, Insecta, Hemiptera, Aphididae. Gene Ontology annotation, molecular function: peroxidase activity; heme binding. Gene Ontology annotation, biological process: response to oxidative stress. The record is from RefSeq and is a predicted model, not a curated record.
AUGGUUCACAUGCGUUGGUUGUUAAACACGUAUCAACUGAUGCACAGGCUCACAUAUCAGCAUACGAAAAAUCCACUGCACAUUUCGAGUAAUUUAACAAUAAAUAAUGCUGACGAGUAUAUAAGAAGAUGUGCUCCUACAGUGAGUUGCGAUCCGAAUGCAAAGUACAGAACAAUUAAUGGUUCUUGUAAUAAUUUACUAUCACCCACCAUGGGUGCAGCAGAAACGCCAUUUUUGCGUUUGCUUGAUGCUGAAUUCGGUGAUGGUUAUUAUGAACUACGAAAGCAAAUAAAUGGAAGCGCAUUGCCUAGUGCUAGAUUAAUCAACGACAAAAUAUUUAUGGGCCGAGAACUGUACCACGUGGAUGAAAAUAAUAUACUUCUAUUGCCGUUUGCGCAACUGUUAGCCCAUGACAUAACGGGUCUGCCGGAUGACACAUUGUUUGACGAACAGGGUGUCCUGGUUAAUUGUGCCACCGACAAAAUUGCAAGAAAGACAUUUACACAAUGCCAAGCGGCUGUUGAUUUUCCUCCCGAUGACCCUGUUUAUGGAAAAUACAAUGUAACUGGUAUGAAUAAUUACCGUUCGUUAACAUCGAGGAAUUACAGCUGUCCGUUGUUCCCCACAACGUUUAUGAAUGUGAACACUCAAUUCAUCGACGCAUCUGAAGUGUACGGAUCAAAAGAAAAUGUUACCAAACAUCUCAGACUCAUGGAGGGUGGAAGACUUAGGUUCUCAGUAAGUGAAAACGGUCAGAUGUUCUGUCCGUUCAUAGGAAGCAAAGAGGGCGUCGAAUUUAGCUCAAACAAACGACCCCACGGCAUUCAUUACGACACAGGAGAUCCAAAAAACGGUAAUCAAAAUCUGGGAAUAACGGCAAUGCAAACAUUAUUCUUAAGGUUCCACAACUACAUUACUUAUAAAUUGUCGGCUUUAAAUCCGAAUUGGUCGGACGAAACGCUUUAUCAAGAAGCACGAAGAAUUGUCAUUGCAACUAUACAGCGUAUAGCGUACGAAGAUUUUUUACCUA